AAAGAAAAAUAGUGGUCAGUCAAGACUGAAGAGAGAAGAUGCUUGUGGAAAAGAGUCAGAAAUACAUGAAAGCUUUAGAGAAAGAAGAAAGUCCAGAAGAACAUCCCACCAGCAAGGUAUUUUAGUUGUGGAGAGAGUCAGCAGGUCUGGAGGCAGAGAGCAGACAGACAGCAACCUGGAGACUUCUAGAGCAAGAAGAGAAAAGAGAUGACUCUGCCGAGUGCGACUUUGAGGCAGAGUGUGAGCAAGAUGAGCCCUGAGCAUCUACAAGCACUUCAUCUGAACCGCCAGAUAUCUCCAAGAGUAGAGAUCAUCCACCUGUGCAGCCACUCUUAACAACAUAUCCAAAGACACUGAUGGGGGACAGGAAGAGGAGCUUCAAAGCAGAAUGACUCCUCCUCUUCAGAUGUGAAACUAUUAAAACAGGAUCCAUUUUGUGACGAGCAGGAAAUUACACAACGAGAGAAACAGAGAAAAAGUUUGACAGUUUUUGUUCCACUGAAUCGUCUGAAACAAUCAAUAAAUUCAUUGUGAAGUAUUUUGUAGGUGAUAUUCUAGUCAGUAAAGAGGAACAUCAACAGUUCCUGACAGGUGUUCAGUGGACUGUUCAGAUGAUGUCAUGGACUCCACAAAGGAUCUCAGUGGACAGACAUACACAGGGAAGGUCAAGAGUGUCAUUCAUGGAGAAUCUCCUGAAUCCAGCUGUGUGUCCAUGAAGAGUGACCGGUCAAUGGAAGAACCACUUAAAUUCAGUUCAGGAGCCCCUUGUGCUGAUGUGAGUGUCAUUCAUGGAGAAUCUCCUGAACCCAGCUGUGUGUCCAUGAAGAGUGACGGGUCAAUGUAUCGUCCAAUUACCUUCAGUUCAGGAGAGUCUUUGAUCAACUACAGAAACAAACAGGAUGAAUCAGAGUCAACUGCUGGGAAAGUGCCAUUGGACUCCAUUUUUGAGGAACUUGAGCACAAAAUCAUCUCUCUGAUGAAGAAAGAGCUGAAGAGUUUCAAGAGACUACUGAUCUCAGAUUCCCCAGCAUGCUCUGAGAGAGAGGAGGAGGAUGAUGAAGGUCAGAGCAGAGUCAGAGAGGGGUUUCUGAAGAUCACACUGCACGUCCUGAAGAAGAUGAAGCAGACAGACCUCGCUAACACACUUCAAACCAAACUGAUUUCUGUGCAUCAACAAAAACUCAAAACAAAACUAAAAGAGAAAUUCCAGAGAAUUACUGAAGGAAUGUCAAAUCAAAGCAGCUCAACACUUGUGAAUGAGAUCUACACAGAGCUGUACAUCACAGAGGGAGGGAGUGCAGAGAUCAAUAAUGAACAUGAGGUGAGACAGAUUGAGACAGCUUCCAGGAGAGCAGAGACACAGGAAACACCAAUCAAAUGCAAUGACAUCUUUAAAGCCUUACCUGGACAACACAAAGCCAUCAGAACUGUGCUGACUAAAGGAGUCGCUGGAAUUGGGAAAACUGUCUCUGUGCAGAAGUUCAUUGUGGACUGGACUGAAGGAAAAGCAAAUCAGGAUGUUCACUUCAUAUUUCCACUUCCUUUCAGAGAGCUCAAUCUGAUGAAGCACAAAAAUAUCAGUCUUAUGGAUCUUCUUCAUCAGUUUUUCACAGAUACAAAAGAACUGAGAGAAUUGAAAACAUUCCUUGAUGACUACAAAGUAAUUUUCAUUUUUGAUGGUCUGGAUGAGUGUCGACUUCCUCUAGAUUUCCAGAACAAUGAUAUUUUGUGGGAUGUGACAGAAUCGGCCUCAGUGGAUGUGCUGCUGACCAACCUCAUCAAGGGGAAUCUGCUUCCUUCUGCUCUGCUCUGGAUCACCUCUCGACCAGCAGCAGCCAAUCAGAUUCCUCCUGAGUGUGUUGACCAGCUCACAGAUGUACGAGGCUUCAAUGACCCUCAGAAGGACGAGUAUUUCAGGAAGAGAAUAAAAGAUGAGCGUCUGGCCAACAGAAUCAUCACACACAUGAAAUCAUCAAGAAGCCUGUACAUCAUGUGUCACAUACCAGUCUUCUGUUGGAUUUCAGCCACUGUUCUCCAGAGACUGUUGAGUGAAGCAGAGAGUGCAGAGAUCCCCAAGACUCUCACUCAAAUGUUCACACACUUCCUGAUCUUUCAGAGCAAACUGAAGAGCCAGAAGUAUGAUGGGAAAUGUGAGGUGGAUCUUCAGCAGGCUAGAAAGAGGAUUCUGUCUCUGGGAAAACUGGCUUUUCAACAGCUGGAAAAAGGGAACCUGAUCUUCUAUGAGGAGGACCUGAGAGAGUGUGGCAUUGAUGUCAGAGAAGCGUCAGUGUACUCGGGAGUUUGUACCCAAAUCUUCAGAGAGGAGUUUGGACUGCACCUGGGGAAGGUGUUCAGCUUUGUGCAUCUGAGCAUUCAGGAGUUUCUCGCUGCUCUGUAUGCUUUUAUUUCCUUUUCUAAACAAACAUCAGGUCUCUUCAGUAUGUUUAGGUCAUCUAUGAGUGAUCUCCUGAAGAGUGAAGUGGACAAGGCCUUACAGAGUGAGAACGGACACCUGGACCUUUUUAUUCGAUUUCUUCUGGGUCUCUCACUGAUGUCCAAUCAGACAAUCUUACGAGACCUACUGACACAGACAGGAAGCAGCUCUGACAGCAAACAGGAAAUAGUUGAGUACAUUAAGAUGAAGAUCAGGGAGAAUCCCUCUCCAGAGAAAUCCAUCAAUCUGUUCCACUGUCUGAAUGAACUCAAUGAUCAUUCUCUAGUGCAGGAAGUACAAACAUAUGUGAACAGAAGAGAUAUCAAUCGUCUCUCUGGAGUCAGUCUCUCUCCUGCUCAGUGGUCAGCUCUGGUGUUUGUGUUGCUGAACUCAGAAGAGGAGCUGGAUCAGUUUAAUCUGAGGAAAUAUGAUUCAUCACACGAAUGUCUUCUGAGGCUGCUGCCGGUGAUCAAAGCAUCCAGAAAAGCAGAUUUGAUGGGCUGCGAUCUGACAGAGCAAAGUUGUUCAGCACUGGCCUCAGUUCUCAGCUCAAACUCCUCAAGUCUGAGAGAGCUGGACCUGAGUAACAAUGACCUGCAGGAUUCAGGAGUGAAGCUGCUCUCUGAUGCACUGAAGAGUCCUCACUGUACAGUGGAAAUACUGAGAUUUGCAGCUUGUAGAUUCACUUAUCAGUGUUGUGAAAGUUUGUCUUCAGUUCUACAAUCAUCAAAAUCCCUUAGACAGCUGGACCUGAGUAACAAUGACCUGCAGGAUUCAGGAGUGAAGCUGCUAUCUGAUGCACUGAAUAGUCCUCACUGUAUACUAGAAACACUGAUAUUUGCAGAUUGUAGAUUUACUGAUCAGUGCUGUGAAAGUUUGUCUUCAGUUCUACAAUCAUCAAAAUCCCUUAGAGAGCUGGACCUGAGUAACAAUGAACUGCAGGAUUCAGGAGUGAAGCUGCUCUCUGAUGCACUGAAGAGUCCUCACUGUAUACUGGAAAUACUGAUAUUUGCAGCUUGUAGAUUCACUGGUCAGUGCUGUGAAAGUUUGUCUUCAGUUCUACAAUCAUCAAAAUCACUGAGAGAGCUGGACCUGAGUAACAAUGACCUGCAGGAUUCAGGAGUGAAGCUGCUCUCUGAUGCACUGAAGAGUCCUCACUGUACACUGGAAAUACUGAGAUUUGCAGCUUGUAGAUUCACUGAUCAGUGCUGUGAAAGUUUGUCUUCAGUUCUACUAUCAUCAAAAUCCCUUAGAGAGCUGGACCUGAGUAACAAUGACCUGCAGGAUUCAGGAGUGAAGCUUCUCUCUGAUGCACUGAAGAGUCCUCACUGUACACUGGAAAUACUGAGAUUUGCAGCUUGUAGAUUCACUUAUCAGUGCUGUGAAAGUUUGUCUUCAGUUCUACAAUCAUCAAAAUCUCUUAGAGAGCUGGACCUGAGUAACAAUGACCUGCAGGAUUCAGGAGUGAAGCUGCUCUCUGAUGCACUGAAGAGUCCUCACUGUAUACUAGAAAUACUGAGAUUAUCUGGCUGUAUGAUGACAGAGGAAGGCUGUUGUUCUGUGGCAUCAGCUCUGAGAUCAAAUCUCUCACGCCUGAAAGAGCUGGAUCUGAGCUACAAUCACCCAGGAGAAUCAGGAGUCAAGCUGGUCUCUGAAAGACUCAACGAUCCAAACUGCACACUGGACAAACUUAAUGUGGAUGAUGGAGGAGAGUUCAGGAUUACAGCAGGACCACGCAAAUAUGUCUGUGAUCUCACACUGGAUUCAAACACAGCACACACUGAACUCAUUCUGUCUGAGGGGAACAGGAAGGUGACACAUGUGGAAGAGCGUCAGUCAUAUCCUGAUCAUCCAGAGAGAUUUGAUGUGUAUCAUCAGGUUCUGUGUAGAGAGAGUCUGACUGGACGCUGUUACUGGGAGACUCAAUGGAGUGGAGAUGUUGCUGUUAUAUCAGUGUCAUAUAAAGAAAUCAGCAGGAAAGGAGAGAGUUAUGACUGUGCGUUUGGAUUCAAUGUAAACUCCUGGAGUCUGUACUGCUCUAAUAACAGAUUCACUGUCUGUCACAAUAAUAACAGCAGUGUCAUACGUCCCCCUUCACACGACUGUAAGAGAGUAGGAGUGUAUGUGGACUGUCCGGCCGGCACUCUGUCCUUCUACAGCGUCUCUGACACACACACACUCACACACUUACACACACUCAUCACCACAUUCACUCGACCCCUCUAUGCUGGAUUUAGAGUAGUUUAUCCUGAUUCCUCAGUGUGUGUGUGUGAAAUUGAUCAUCAGAGACACACACACACAACUGGAUGAGUGAAAUAUACUCACUGUAUCUCACAUCAACACAACUCCAAACUCUUUCUAGAAAUCAUUUCAUCAAUGAAACUGAUUGAAUUCAAUACAAUGACAGUACUUUGUGUCUCACUGUGAUGUGAUUGAACUUAUUUACUAUCAGAUUCAAUAAUAAAAAUAAUGAUUUGAAAUGAAUAAAUGAGUCUAUAUAUGAACUCUUUAUUAAACACACGGCACAUUCAGAUACUCAUUGUUUUAUUUAUACUAAAUAAACAUUUACAAAUACAGAAUUCUUGUGAUUUUUCUACAGUAUAUAAAUCUUAAUACUUAACAGACAAUUCUAGAAAAAACAGCUUCACACUUUUGCAUUCAUAAAUGGAUUUAUAAGAACUAAUUACAGGAUCAUUUAAAGUUGGUGUAAAUUUGACAGAUUUUAAGAGUUCACUCU
Molecule: messenger RNA, 5171 nt
Organism: Xyrauchen texanus (razorback sucker)
Lineage: Eukaryota; Metazoa; Chordata; Actinopteri; Cypriniformes; Catostomidae
Product: NACHT, LRR and PYD domains-containing protein 3-like
Exons: 17
Coding region: 620-4744 (1374 amino acids)
Molecular function (GO): protein binding
Source: RefSeq, a predicted model, not a curated record